CUCAGCUCAAUCGCAGCCACCAAAGAGAGCCCUUUGAAGAUACUCAGCUAAGUGAAGUGAAAGUGCUAGACCCGUAGAACGAAGAAUGAGCUCAUGGGUUUGCUCUUACGUGACUCGAAACGUCGUAAUCUCCGAUUAUUCACAUCGUUUCUCAUCAAUCAAACACUUUAAUUUCCCGGCGACGGUUCCGAGAAGAUCCGUCACCUUUCCGGUGACAAAUAAGCCGAGGUUUCCGCCUUUGAAACUCCAAAAGUCUCGAUCUUCGUCGACCCAUGAAGUUGAAGAAGACCCAGAAUCAUUCGUACAAUCCCUCACGAUCCCAGACGAGUGGUUGCUUCCUUCUAGGGCCAUUGAGGAAUCUGAGUGGUUGAGAGUAGCAUUACACAAAUGGUUGGAUGAUGAGUAUUGCCCUGAGCCAACCAAUGUUGUGAUCAGUGAAGUAGCUGCAAAGUCUUACUACAGCUCAUUGCUAGAGAAAGAAACUGAUGUGGGAGAGAUUUUGAUGAAGAUGGCUCAAGAUUUAACCUCAAUUUCAUACAAAGAAAGCUUCCAUGGAGCUUUCACAUCCGCAAAUGCAGCUAUAGAUUUGAUUGUCGAAAGAGUAGAAACUGGCCUACUCUAAUCUAGUAUAGUUUAGUUUAGCGUUUAAAAGUUCAAGAACAGUGUCUUUGUACAUUAUGAAUUUGAGUUUUUUUAUUUCA
This is a messenger RNA of Capsella rubella, 701 nucleotides long. RefSeq lists its product as uncharacterized. NCBI's taxonomy places the organism in Eukaryota, Viridiplantae, Streptophyta, Magnoliopsida, Brassicales, Brassicaceae. The transcript has 2 exons. Bases 86 to 622 code for a protein of 178 amino acids. The record is from RefSeq and is a predicted model, not a curated record.